Messenger RNA from Entamoeba invadens IP1, 1014 nucleotides. Its product is annotated as 3-5 exonuclease, putative. Lineage: Eukaryota; Evosea; Mastigamoebida; Endamoebidae. The record is from RefSeq and is a predicted model, not a curated record. Bases 1 to 1014 code for a protein of 337 amino acids. The transcript has a single exon. Gene Ontology annotation, molecular function: 3'-5' exonuclease activity; nucleic acid binding. Gene Ontology annotation, biological process: nucleobase-containing compound metabolic process.
AUGUCAUUCAAAGACGUGAAAAUACACUAUGUAAACACAGAAAAUGAGAUGAAUGCCGUUGCUGAGAGUUUGAAAGACGUUGGGUCUGUUGGGUUUGAUGUUGAAACGUACAGGGGACGUGCUUCGGUCAUCCAAAUAUCGACGAUGAAAGAUUCGUAUGUUAUUCAAGUCUGUUGCUUUAGACGGUUUCCCCAGUUCUUGACAGAUUUUUUGCAAAACAAAGAAAUUUCAAAAUUGGGUGUUGGAGUUCAUAGCGAUUUUGAACUUAUUGACAAAACCUUUAGGAUCAAUUGUGUUGGUGGACUUGAUGUUGGGUGGGUUGCGUAUGUUAUUGGCAUUACAUCCGAUUACAGAAACUUGGAUUUCUUAGGAGAGCAAUUAACUGCGGAGAAAAAAUUGACUUUUGAUGGGUUUUGGGGGAAAGACCAAUUGUCGAAAGACCAGAUCAAUUACGCUGCAAAAGAUGCGUGGCUUGGCAUUGCUGUUGGGCAGAAAAUCUACGACCAAGGACUCACCACAAAAGAGAAAAGAAGAACGGACUUCGACGGAUGGUGCGUUCAUAUGCAGACAAGUAAAGAGGACGUUGAAGAGUACGUGAAAGAUCAUAAUGUCAAUACCUUUUUGUUAGAUGUCAACGUUAGCUGUGAAUUGGACGGAAUACGAAAAUCAAAGGAAUACGCCGACAAACUCAAAAAAGCUCAAAGGAGAAACAUGAGAAUCCUCGAGAAGGAAUCGGACGAGAAAAAGCCACGUAAAAACACCGCCGACCAUAAAGUCGUCAAAACCGAAGUCGAAAAAGCCGGAAAUAAAGUCGAAAUUGUUAAACAAAAAAUUGAAAAGGCUGAAAUGCAGAAAACAGGCGAAAAGUCGAAAGAGGAGAAACCUCAAGAAAGUGCGGAAAAGAUGGAUAUUGAAGAACAAAACCCGUCUUCGUCGGAAGAAUCAGAAAACUCUGAAGACUCAAAGGAGAUGAGUGAACAGGAAGAUGAAGAGAUGGUCACUAACAUUAUUUGA